GCCACCUUGCACAGUCGUAUCAAGAUGGCCGCCUUCUGUCCCAAGUGUCAACACGUGCUUCAAGUUCAAUCGAAAUAUCGUAUUAUUUCACUAAAAUUCCAGAAUCUUAGUAUUAUUAACUAUUUGUCAUGUCACUAAGUGGGAUCGUUAUGUGUGUCGUACCGCUCAGUGUAUUUUUACGUUGCAUUUAGUAUUGAUUACGUUUAAACCUCUUACUCUACAUGUGAAGUAUCAAUGUGUUUAUCACUAAUAUUGUUGUCCUAUAUAGUAAAUUAUUAUUUCAUAAUUUGAGCUUAUCUCAUGCAUAGGCAUCGUGUAUUAUUGCUUUGUUCAUCAUGCAGUGAGUAACUGUGGAAUAACUGUGUCUCACGUUUCAUCGACAGCAUUGAUAAUACAGGAAUAUUAUCACGUGUUGUCUCCGUUAGCAACCUAACGUCGCAUCGUUAUCCAGUGUUAUACAUGAAAUGGCGGAUCAUCUACCUACUACCACGUGCAUAGAGGUUAUGUGGACUCUUAAUGUUCCAUCAAGUACAAAGUUUCAUCGAAGAGCUGUUCACUCUCAGCGACUGUAUCAGUGAGAUUUCUAGGAGUCAGCGUUUUUUCUGCAUGGUUUUCAAGAGCAUACUGUGCAUCCUCCAAUUCUUCGUCACAAUCCUAGCAUUUACUGGUCGUUUCUUUAUUUAUCUUUUCAUGGUAUGAUGCGCCACUAUACUGGCUCACUCUACUGACUCAUUCACCAUUUGAAGUAAAUGAUCUGUUUCAUUUGUCUUGCUUCACGCUUCUUUUGCCCUCACAACGUUUUCUGAGAGUGUUAACAAUAUAUAGAUGUAAUAUAUAGUCUUUGCUUUUGAUAUGUCAGUGUGAAAAUCUUCAACCUCAAAAUGUCAUUUCAAAAUAGGAAGCGAAGAGCAAUUUGCUACAAUUCAGAAACAGACUCGGAAGUCGAAAAUGACUUAACCAAAAACAAACGUGAUUGGAAGAAUGGAAAAAAAUUGAGAACACUAAAUUCGUCCGAAUCAGAAGAUUCCGAUGUUCACGGAGAGACAACAUGCGGAAAAAUAAUCUGGUCAUAUGAAAAUUUGAAACCCCAAGUGCAUAAAUUUGAUUCCCACAAUUCUGGCAUGUCAAUCCAGCUUAAUCGAUCUGCAACUCCGAUCGAUUACUUCCAACUGUUUUUUUCUGAAGAAUUAGUGUCAUUUAUUGUGGAAAAAACGAAUGAGUACCGCAAAUUCAAGAUGGACAAUUCUAAGCGCUCUUUCCUAAAACCUCACGAAAGAGAAACAACAUUGAGUGAAAUAUAUAAUUUCUUUGUAAUUCGUUUACUAAUGUCGCGAGUAAAGAAAUUACAUUUUUCCGAAUAUUGGACAAAGGAUAAAUUUUUGCGAACCGAUGUUUUUGGCAAAAUUAUGAAUAGAGACAGAUACGUUUUUCUAUUACGCAUUCUUUACUUCAGUAAAAUUGAGUUAGUUAAUUCCGAUAGACUGAUAAAAAUUAGAGAAUUUUGUAAUAAACUUUGUCGUUCCUUUCAAAAUUGUUUUAUUCCAUUCCGCCAUUUAUGCGUGGAUGAAAGUUUAUUGCUAAAGAGGCGGUUAUCAUUCCAGCAGUAUAUCCCGUCCAAACGGAAUAUGUUUAAUAUCAAGUUUUUUGUAUUGUACGACUGCAAAACGGGAUUCGUACUAAAUUUUGUUGUAUAUGCCGACAGCGAUUCCGAAAUAACAAAAAUGAACGAAAAAUAUCUAGGAAAAUCGGCUGAGGUUGUACUCACAUUAUUGAAUUCAUAUUUAGGAAAGGGGCACACAUUGUUUGUUGACAACUGGUAUACCAGCCCGACCUUAUUCAGUUAUUUACAUGAUAAUAAAACUAACGCGUGCGGCACCGUAAAGUCGCGAAGAAGAGAAAUGCCUGUAAUGAAGGAAAAACUAGACAAGGGUGAAAUAUGCUUCCGAUCAUCGCCUAAUAUGCUCGCUCUCAAGUGGCAAGACAAACGGGAGGUAUAUAUGUUGUCAACUUCCCACUCCGCGGAUUAUAUAAAUACUAAAAAAAUAAACUAUCAGACCGGAGAAAUUAUUCAAAAACCGUCUUGUAUUGUUGAUUACACUGCCAAUAUGGGUGUGGUCAACAACAGGGACAAAGUAAUAUCGAGUGUACAAUCAGUCCGAAAAAGUGUUAAAUGGUAUAAAAUAUAUUUUUUCCAUCUGCUUGAUGUGGCAAUCUGGAACGCGUAUUGUUUAUAUAAGCUUCAAGAGAAAGAAAAAGUAACAAUGCGAGCGUUUCACCUUAGAUUACUUAAAGAAAUUUUCGAAAAAUUCGGUUAUACGAAUAAUAACAUUAGCUCUAACAAAUCUAUCGCAGAUCAUCCCUUCAGACUAAGCGGAAAACAUUUUCCAUCGCACUGUAGGUCCACAAAAUCUAAAAAAGCGUUACGAAACUGUAUCGUAUGUUCAAAGAAUGAUGUAAGACGAAGAUCGCGCUAUGAGUGUGAAGAUUGUGACGUGGGUCUAUGUGUCAUACCGUGCUUUAAAAUAUAUCACACUCAAUUGUAUUAUUAAUUAUUAAAGUAAAUUAUUAAUCUCUU
Messenger RNA from Bombus impatiens (common eastern bumble bee), 2575 nucleotides. RefSeq names its product piggyBac transposable element-derived protein 4-like. The coding region runs from base 882 to 2549 and encodes 555 amino acids. Lineage: Eukaryota; Metazoa; Arthropoda; Insecta; Hymenoptera; Apidae. The record is from RefSeq and is a predicted model, not a curated record. The transcript is spliced from 6 exons.